GCCUGGCUUGCUGCAGUUCAUGGGGUCGCAAAGAAUCGGACACGACUGAGCGACUGAAGUGAACUGAACUGAAAAUGGGGGUAAUUGUCAUGGCAACGUCCAGGGUUUAGCUAGCACUCAUUACUGAGAAUCAUUGUUAUUGGUGAAACGGCAUUCGAUAUCUUCAGAGUAGUGUGUUUUUUUGUUUUUUUUGCUUGCGGGGCUUUUAAAGGGGCACUCAGGAUUUUAGUUUCCCGAUUAGGGAUCCAACGGCGCCGGCCCCAACGGAAGCAUGGAGUCUUAACCCCUGGACUCCAAGGAAGUUCCUCUAGAACUCAGGGUAGUUUUGAAUGUUCUUUUAGAUUGUGUUAGGAGUGGGAAGGUUAUGUUUGCUGACACUAGUAGCCAGGGGUUUUCAGUGUCGGAAGCCGAAAAACCGAAGGCAGAGGGACAGCUUGCCAGGGUCCUCUGUCCAUGCGAUUUUCCAGACAAUACUGGAGUGGGUUGCCAUUCCCUUCUCCAGGGAUCGAACCUAUGUCUCCUGCGUUGGCAGGCGGAUUCUUUACCACUGAGCCACCAAAGAAGCCCGAAGGCACAGCUGCUACUUGAAAUUCGCUUGGCUGAAGGUCCCAUCCCUCAAUUAGUGGCCCCUCCCCGCCUUCGCCCCACCCAAUCCUCUUUGCAUCUUCCCUCCCUCCGUCUGCCCCACCCUCUCGCCGCUUCGCCAAGGCUGGCCUGUGGUCGCGCCCCCUCGUUCCGCCCCGCCUUCACUUCGCUUCGUGCCCGGUCCACUGGCACCUCCCCUUCCGCCCUGCGCUGCGCCUGCGCUGGCUGUGUUCUGUUGUGGAUCUCUGGGUAAAGUUGUUGGCUCUCCAGUUCGUGCAGAAUUUUUCCACUUCUAUCAUGUGGAGCGGACGGCGGGGCCUCCUCAGGCCGUCAGGCUGCGGAGUGGAGGAGCUACGGUGCCGCCGGCGGGAGCGGGAGGCAGCACUGCGGAAGGCGCGGAGGGAGCAGCAGCUGGUCAGCAAGAGGCUGCUGAGAGACGGAGCUACGGAGGAAGCCGAAGGGGGAUGUGUGGUCGUGAUCCUCGGAGAAGCAGAGAUACAGGAGUUCCUGCGGUUGGCCCAGCGGGGCACAGAGGAAAAGGAGAGGGAGAGGGCUCUGGUUAGCCUUCGUCGAGGGUUGCAGCACCCUGAGACACAACAGACCUUCAUCAGGCUGGAGGGCAGCAUUCGGACCCUGGUUGGGCUCCUGACCAGCAACCAGGCCCUGCUGCAGCUUGAGGCGGCUCGGUGCCUUCAUGAGCUCUCUCACUCUGAGCAGUCUGCGGUGGCUGAGGCCUGCCUGCCAGCCACUUCCUACCUUCUCACCUACCUCUCCGGUCACAGCUCAGACUUUAUAGAGCUCUGUCUGUAUACCCUGGGUAACCUGAUUGUGGAGAGUGAGGCUGUAAGAAGGCAGCUUCUGCCUCAGGGCAUUGUUCCAGCCUUGGCUGCCUGCAUCCAGUCUCCCCAUGUGACUGUGCUGGAAGCCCUUGGAUAUGCCUUGUCCCAGCUUCUGCAGGCUAAGGAAGCUCCAGAGAAGAUCAUCCCCUUGGUCCUGGGCUCUACUCUCCCCCAGCACAUACUGCAACUGUUACAGCCUGGCCCAAAGCUGAACCUUGGGGUAGCUGUGGAGUUUGCCUGGUGCCUUCACUACAUCAUCUGCAGCCAGGUCAACAAUGCCCUGCUCAUCACCCAGGGGGCUCUAACCACCCUGGGGCUGCUGCUGUUGGACUUGGCUGCGGCUGUCCAGAGAACUGAGGAUGCAGGACUGGAGCUGCUGGUAUGCCCUGUUGUUCGGUGUCUAAGCAACUUGCUGACAGAGGCAGCAGCAGAGACUGUGGGAGGGCCAAUGCAUCUCCGAGAUGAGCGUGUUCUGGCAGCCUUAUUUAUCCUUCUGCAGUUCUUUCUCCACAAACAGCCUAGCCUGCUUCCUGAGGGCCUCUGGCUCCUUAACAACCUCACUGCAAACAGUCCUAGUUUCUGUACCUCCUUGAUCUCCCUGGAUCUGAUUGAGCCCCUCUUGCACUUGCUGUCAGUGUCUAAUGUGGUGAGCGUAUUGGUGCUCACAGUUCUGUGCAACGUUGCAGAGAAAGGUCCCGCUUACUGUCAGCAUCUAUGGCCAGGGCUCCUGCUCCCCACCUUGCUGGACACGCUGGCCCUCUCUGACACUGAAGUAGUAGGCCAGAGUUUGGAGCUGCUGCAGCUGCUGUUCCUCUAUCAGCCAGGGGCUGCCCAGGCCUUCUUGCAGCAGUCAGGGCUGCAGGCCUUACAAAGGCAUGAGGAGGUGGCACAGCUCCAGGAUCGCGUGCAUGCUCUGCAGCAGACAGCUCUUCAUGGGUGACUUGACUUCUGAAAGUCAUGUACUCCACUCCUUAUCUCCCAUACUCCCCAGUGUCCUGGCCCAUAGAGCCCCUUUGGGGGUUUAGAACCAUAAGGGUAUCAUGCCCUCAGCUCCUACACCUAAGCCUAAGCAAGGACCUCUGGAUCCCAGCUCCUCCCCUUUCACCCAGCACUGUCCAGGCAAGAGGACCAGAUGGAACUCAGUGUGGUGUACUUAAUAUAGGUCCCUGGAACCUCCUUUUUUCUUCUUUCCCUUUUUUUGAUUCAGUGACUCAUGGCUUUUGAUGGAACAGAAUAAAAUAAGUUUUAUUUUUAUAUUCAA
Bubalus bubalis (water buffalo) is the source of this 2685-nucleotide messenger RNA. RefSeq names its product transmembrane and coiled-coil domains 6 (gene TMCO6). The coding region runs from base 883 to 2364 and encodes 493 amino acids. Lineage: Eukaryota; Metazoa; Chordata; Mammalia; Artiodactyla; Bovidae. The transcript has 12 exons. The record is from RefSeq and is a predicted model, not a curated record. Gene Ontology annotation, molecular function: protein binding.